Blumeria graminis f. sp. triticale is the source of this 357-nucleotide messenger RNA. The record is from the annotation of a GenBank genome assembly. Lineage: Eukaryota; Fungi; Ascomycota; Leotiomycetes; Helotiales; Erysiphaceae.
AUGACCUGUGUUGCUUUCCUGAUCAUCGAUCGUAUUAGCCGGCGUUAUGUCAUUCUCUUCACUAUCUCUGUAAUGAUUUUAGGUCUACUAAUCUGCAGUCUAUUAUUUUUAAUCAUGUCAAUUCCGACCUUUUGUACUAUUUCUGAGUCCAUGUCAUCAACGUAUAUCGCUCUACCUCAAGUGGUUCCUUUACUCGUCGUUUUUAGCAUCAUUCUAUUUGUCGGUAUCUAUGUCCUAGGCUUGGGAACAGUGUCCUGGUUCCAAAACGAGCUCUUUCCCAUCCCCUACCAGCACUUUCAUUACUUAUGCAGCAUUCUGUGUCAUUGGCUGGCUAGCUAUAUGGCGCUUCUAUCCUGA